CUGUCUCUCAGGGCACUAGCCCAACCUCUCACUGGGAAAACAAGUGGUGGUGCCACAGCUUCCAGUGAGUUCCAGGCUGCUUUUCCAGAGACAGGCCCAUGGAUGCAGCCCGGGUUGCCGUGGUGGGGGCAGGUGUGAUGGGACUGUCCACCGCUCUGUGCAUAUCCACACUGGCCCCUCGGUGCUCCGUCACGGUCAUUGCAGACAAGUUCUCGCCUGACACCACGAGUGACGUGGCAGCCGGAAUACUUAUUCCCCACGAGUAUCCAGACACACCCGUUCACAAGCAGAAGCAGUGGUUUAGAGAGACCUUUGACCACUUAUUUGCAGUCGCCAAUUCUGCAGAAGCUGGAGAAGCUGGCAUUCAUCUCGUGUCUGGCUGGCAGAUAUUUCGGAGCAUUCCUACUGAGGAAGCACCGUUCUGGGCGGACGUGGUUCUGGGGUUUCGGAAGAUGACUGAGGCUGAGCUGAGGAAGUUUCCCGAACAUGCGUUCGGUCAGGCGUUCACCACCCUGAAAUGUGAAGGUUCCGCCUACCUCCCGUGGCUGCAGAAAAGGGUAAGAGAAAGUGGGGGCCUGAUGGUCACCCGGCGAAUAGAAGACCUGUGGGAGCUUCGCCCGUCCUUCGACGUUGUGGUCAACUGUUCAGGCCUCGGAAGCAGACAGCUUGCAGGAGACUCGGAGAUCUUCCCUGUGAGGGGCCAAGUGCUCAAAGUUCAGGCUCCCUGGGUGAAGCAUUUCAUCCGAGACGGGAGUGGGCUGACCUAUGUUUACCCCGGCACAUUCAACGUAACCCUGGGUGGAUGUAGGCAGAAGGGAGACUGGAAUCUGACCCCAGAUGCAGAAAUGAGCAGAGAUAUUCUUUCCCGAUGCUGUGCUCUGGAGCCCUCCCUCCAGGGAGCCUGGGACAUACAGGAGAAGGUGGGCCUGCGGCCCUCCAGGGCAGGCGUUCGGCUGCAGACAGAGCUUCUAGCCCGGGAUGGCCGGAGGCUGCCUGUGGUCCACCACUACGGCCACGGGGGUGGGGGCUUCUGCAUGCACUGGGGCACUGCUCUGGAGGCCGCCAGGCUGCUGAGUGAGUGUGUGCAAACCCUCAGGACCCCCGCUUCCAAGUCAAAGCUGUAAGAGACGUGAAAUGACAGCAAAUGGCCCAGGAGACUAUUGAUCAAAAUAUAAUUUCCUUUCAAAAUUAGAAAUGAUACAAUCUGUAUGAGUAAAUUUAGGACUAGUACUGAUCUAGCCCAGUACUAAUCUGGUACUAGACUUACAUCUAGUACUAAUCGCAUAGGACAUAAAGCUCUAUUUUUGUUAAAAAUAGAGAUUAUGAUUAAAAAAGAUUACUUUUAGAUCUGGUGUCCAAGGACCUGUGCUAAUUUACACGGAUGCUGGAAGCUGUUGGGAUUUUGACAGUUUUGCUCAUAAAUCCACAGGAGGAGAUAACGUACGGAAAUCACUGAAUUCACUAUCAGUCACUGAGCUGCCCGUGAUGCUCACAGGUUGUGCUGAAUGAACAUUGUGAUCCCUGUAAAUACAAGUACACGGUGGUCACGCAGUGCAAGUUUGUUACAUUUAAUGGAAGACAAAGCACAGCUCCUGACAGAGGAAUUCCCGGUGUUCCUGGUAGAAGACACAGAUGAAGUUACCUGCGGACUUGGCAUCAAUUCAGUAGCUACCUGCGGUCAGCUCUCCGAGGGUCACACACGGGCUUGUUGUUUGGCUGACUGCGCCUGGGCGGUGUUGAAGAUUGAAGAGCACGUGCAGCCAAAGAGCUAAUUUGCUAAUUAAGCUGGAACAAUCAUUCUGAAUGAAAUAUAACCUGAGUUUUCUGCAAGUCAUUAAAAAGUACUGUGGAGGAAGGAAAUGCAUCUCGUGAUAAAAUGAGUCUGGGAAUUGCUGAAUCAGAUAUAUCUAACCGGUUUCUUGACUUAGGCCUACCACCCCGAGCUUUUAUCCGUUCCUGUGCAUCGUGAAGCCUCAGGAGGGUAUGGACUCCCACAGGGGAGUGGUACAGGAGGUGCUAUUUACUGAGAUGAAGACGCUUUAGAGAAACAGAGGUACUUUAAAUUUAAUUUUAAUUUUGGGGGAAAUGGUGUACAUUUAGAGAUGGUUUUAUUUUGGAUAUUCUGAGUGACAAUGUUGGAGAGAGAAAGCUCCUAGGACAACUUUAUUUUUAUUGUUUUGUUCAUUGAGUUUUGCAUCUAAUUUUGUUUGGAGAGAAAAUCCUGCUGGGAGAGAAUAAAAGGUGGA
Messenger RNA from Phyllostomus hastatus (greater spear-nosed bat), 2246 nucleotides. It is a transcript of the gene DDO, whose product is annotated as D-aspartate oxidase. The record is from RefSeq and is a predicted model, not a curated record. The transcript has 5 exons. Gene Ontology annotation, molecular function: FAD binding; D-amino-acid oxidase activity. The coding region runs from base 99 to 1124 and encodes 341 amino acids. Lineage: Eukaryota; Metazoa; Chordata; Mammalia; Chiroptera; Phyllostomidae.